This is a messenger RNA of Peronospora matthiolae, 240 nucleotides long. NCBI's taxonomy places the organism in Eukaryota, Oomycota, Peronosporomycetes, Peronosporales, Peronosporaceae. The record is from the annotation of a GenBank genome assembly.
AUGCUCUAUCCCGUUUUCGUCGCGUGGUCUACAGACUUGGAAACUAGUGCCAACAAUAGCGAGAGGAUAGCAUCUUAUUCUUUGAUUUCGUCCGAUCAGACGCAGACGAACGACGCGAGCAGAGCCAAGCGUCUGCAGAAGCUCGCGAUGCAGCGUCCCGUUUACCACCGACUCGUCUCGACCCUCUCGUCCGUAGCAGUACGGAGUCUUGCAGCAGAAAGGCGCGUCGCUCUUACAUAG